AGUUUCUCCAUAGUAACAAUGACAAAACAAGCCAGUUUAGCACCAGGAAGGCAAAGGGUUGACUGAGACUGCUCAGAGGAAGCACAGGAACUGUGGAGUGAAGUUGUGUCCACUUAAGGUGGACGACCGGCUCGAGGUGGAUCUGUGACAGGCGGCGGGAAAACUUAAACACAGAUAGGAGAGGAACAAAAGGGGAGAGGGUUUAAAAAUACAUUUUUUAAAUCAGAACAGAGCUGCCACUCUGGGUGGUGCACACCUCUUACCCACCCAGAAUGGACCGGGACAGUCACAGUGAGGACACACUGUCCACUAUGGUUCUGGAGAACAUAAAGAACAAACUGAUUCAUGCCUUCAGAGGGACAGCGGAGUCCAGAGAACAGCCCGUGGACUCAGGCGUCAGCGUCAGACCGCUCAGCAUGGGCAGGAGUCACCAAGCUAACGAGGAGCUGCGGCGGGCGCAGAUAGAUGGAGCGAUAACCUGGCUGAGGUCCGAACUGCUGGAAAUGCGCACUCAGGACCUCCAGCUGGCUCAGACCCUGCUGGGGCUCAACACAGAGAUCCAAAGGCUGAGGAGGGAGAGUUUUGGGGGUGUGGAGGUAGAGGGGGACGAGCAGCAUUGAGCAGCCCCAGCAGAAUGCCCCUUCCCUGGGGAAGACUUCAGAAUGAGCAAGGGAAGACUGACUGGACUCCGUGGCUGGACAAAGAAAAGACUAAAGACCAACCACAUCUGCUCACAAUAGAUCGAUGCAAUCAGUUAUGUAGCUGUAAGAGUUAAAUAUGUCAAACAGAAAGCCUAACUGAUAAAAGCUGUACUGAAACACAACUUUAUGGAUGUAAAAAUAUCAGUUAAUUAAAAUGGACAAAACAAAUUACU
Molecule: messenger RNA, 874 nt
Organism: Menidia menidia (Atlantic silverside)
Lineage: Eukaryota; Metazoa; Chordata; Actinopteri; Atheriniformes; Atherinopsidae
Source: the annotation of a GenBank genome assembly